AUUUCAUUAAAUAUCUAAAUACUUUUAAUUAUUUAUUUACAAUCUCUUUAUUUGUAUUUAGGCUAAGAAAUAUCCAACAAAAUACAAAGCAUUUCAAGUAUUGUAUGGAAUAUCUCAAAAUCCAGAUACAGGAGAUUAUAUUCUGGUUCUUAAUUGUACAAGUGGAAAUAAAAAAAUUGAUAAUUGCAUUCAAGAAAUGCGAUUAAAAAUAAAUGACUAUAAUGAAAUAGUAUUUGAAUGGAUACCAUACAGUCAGUUUAGUAAUAUUAAGAAAAUAGGUGAGGGUGGCUUUUCUACAGUAUAUUCUGCAAAAUGGAAGGAUGGCCCCUUAGAAUAUAAUGUAGAUAGAAAAUUAUAUAAUAGGAAUCCAAAUAGAGUAAUUGCCUUGAAAUGUUUACAUAAUUCCCAAAAUAUUACUGAUAAAUUUUUAAAUGAGGUUAAGGAAUACUCAAUAAAUAAAAGUAGUAAUAUUCUUAAUAUAUAUGGAAUAUCUCAAAAUUUAGAUACAGAAGAAUAUGUUAUGGUUCUCCAAUAUGCAAAAGAUGGAAAUUUUAAUCAUUGGAUAAAUGAAAAUUGUGUAUAUUUUAGAUGGGAAGAUAAAUUAUCUGCAUUGCUUAAUAUUAUUAAUGGUCUUAAAGAAAUUCAUCAAAAAAAUUUAGUUCAUCGUGAUUUUCAUACAGGAAAUAUAUUAUUAUUGCAUAUUAUAAAUGAUUUUAGUAAUUGUAUAUCGAUUUCAGAUAUGGGCUUAUGUGGAGAGGUUGAUAAUAUAGAUGAAACUAAAAUUUAUGGAGUCAUGCCUUAUGUCUCUCCUGAAGUAUUAAGAGGAAAACUUUAUACUCAAGCAGCAGAUAUCUAUAGCUUUGGUAUGAUAAUGUAUUUUGUAGCAACUGGAAAACAACCCUUUUACAAUCGUGCACAUGAUCAUUGUCUUGCAUUAGAUAUUUGUAAUGGAGUCAGACCUGAAAUAAGUGAAACGGAAGCACCAAAAUGUUAUAUCGAGUUAAUGAAAAAGUGUUGGGAUUCAAUCCCAAACAACAGACCAAAUAUUUUUGAGAUAGAUAAAUUAAUCACAUCAUUUCAUAUUUCAUAUAAAAGAGAUACUUUCAUAGUAGAAAAUGAAGAAAUUGAAAUGCAAUUUAAGAGAGAAGGUUUUUUCAUAGAAGAAAAUGAAGUAAUUGAAGUGCAAUUCAAGAGAGAAGAUUUUUUCAUGGAAGAAAUUGGAAUGCAAUUCAAGAAAGCAGAAGAAUAUAGAGAAGCAAAUUCUAUAUCCACUAAAAAUUAUCAAAUAACUACCCAUCCACAAGCUAUUUAUAUAUCUCGAUUACUUAAUUCCUUUACAAAAGAUCUUCCAAAAUAUGAUGAUGAUGACCAUUCUCAAUGUUUAGACCAUGUGAUCUAACUCCAGUAUGAAAUCCAAAUAAAGUAUAUGAUUAUAAAAUUUUGUUUAAUAAAAUUUAUUUACUUAUAUAUAUUUGUAUAACUUCUAUUUUAUAAUUAAUAUAUAGUUUUGUCCAACACUGUUUAUAGUUAGUAUGUAAGCGUUUUUUUUUACAUAAUAAAGUCAGUUUGUAAUUGGACAUAUUAAAUAUAAUA
Messenger RNA from Rhizophagus irregularis DAOM 181602=DAOM 197198, 1593 nucleotides. The record is from RefSeq and is a predicted model, not a curated record. NCBI's taxonomy places the organism in Eukaryota, Fungi, Glomeromycota, Glomeromycetes, Glomerales, Glomeraceae.